AUGCGAGGUGAGUAUAAUGGCCUCAAAGCACUUAUUUUAAAAGAAAAUUCAAGUGCUUACUAUAUUCAUUGCUUUGCUCAUCAACUUCAAUUAGCUCUUGUAGCCGUGGCACAGAAACAUCCGAAGAUUGAAACUUUCUUCACUAUAGUACAUAGAUUGGUGAAUAUUGUUGGAGGAUCAGCUAAACGGAGUGAUCUUAUUCGAGAGAAUCAAAGAUUGAAAAUUCUUGAAUCACUCAGUAUUGGUGAAAUAUCAAGCGGACGAGAUCUCAAUCAAGAAAUUACUCUUCAGCGUCCUGGGGAUACACGUUGGGGCUCUCACUAUAGUUGUUUAAUUAACUUGAUUACCAUGUUUUCAAAUAUAGUCGAAGUCAUUGAGAUGAUUGCUACUGAUUCUACAAGUACCGGAACAAGAGGUGAUGCAUGCAUUUCAUUGGAGUUGAUGUUAAGAUUUGAAUUUGCAUUUAAUCUAUAUCUCAUGAAAAAGAUUUUAGGGAUUUCAAACGAAUUGUCAAAAGCAUUACAAAGAAAAGAUCAAGAUAUUGUCAAUGCUAUGAAAUUGGUGCAAAUAUGUAAAACACAACUUCAAACCAUGAGAGAUGAUGGAUGA
Olea europaea var. sylvestris is the source of this 609-nucleotide messenger RNA. RefSeq names its product zinc finger MYM-type protein 1-like. The record is from RefSeq and is a predicted model, not a curated record. NCBI's taxonomy places the organism in Eukaryota, Viridiplantae, Streptophyta, Magnoliopsida, Lamiales, Oleaceae. The coding region runs from base 1 to 609 and encodes 202 amino acids. The transcript has a single exon.